Molecule: messenger RNA, 240 nt
Organism: Mycena indigotica
Lineage: Eukaryota; Fungi; Basidiomycota; Agaricomycetes; Agaricales; Mycenaceae
Product: Protein kinase domain-containing protein
Exons: 2
Coding region: 1-240 (79 amino acids)
Source: RefSeq, a predicted model, not a curated record
AUGGACGAUUUUGUUAGGAAGAUGCAAGCUUUGGAUGAACGUAUGAAAACAAGAACACCGGACGAACAAUUCUGGGUCAAUCACCAGCCUUUCCUUCGCUCGAAAGGCUACAAACUUCGACUAAGAUAUCAACCAAACUGGACUCCCUCAUGGACCCUUCCAGGAUCGAACUUCAAGUAUGGACACUAUUAUGAUUUUGAGGAUUCCUACGGGAUGUCUUGGGUAUGUGUUGUCUGCUAA